GUCUAACAGGAAUAGACCGAAGAGGAUACGUGUGUGUGAGAUUCAGUCCAAGGAAGAAGGAUUAUAUCUGAAAUCCCAGAACGACGGGUGAGGUUAACCUGAGGGUUGAGAUAUGAGGGGAAAGCGUAUGAAAUCCCGUUUGUCUCUGAUAAUCACCUUCCUCUGCUUUGGGAGUCUGCUCACCUCUUUCAUCUGGUCCAACAAUACUGUGGAACUUCACCAACUACCACUUCAGAAGAAAGACAUCCUUCAGCCCUCUGAGCUUUGUCAAGGCUGCAGGGAAGUCGUUGACAAAGUAACAGAGAGUAACUCUGAAAUCUCAAAUUUGCAAGAGGAUAAACCUACACGAAUCAGUCGUCACCUCAGUAAUGUGGAACCCCAGCACUCUGAAUCAUGUAAAGGCUGCAGGGAGGCCAUCGACAAAGCAGUGGAACCUAAGGAAGAAGAUGAUUCCCAAAAAAUCAGGGAGGUAAUUGAAAAAGGGACAGAGAGUAACUCUGAAAUCUCAAAGACCAAAGAGGACAACCCCCCAGAAAUCAGGGAGGUCAUCGACAAAGCAGUGGAACCUAAGCAAGAAGACGAUUCCCAAAAAAUCAGAGAGGUCAAUGAAAAAGGGACGGAGGGGAACUCUGAAAUCUUGAAGAAGCAAGAGGACAAACCCAGAAGAAUCAGGAGGCGCAUCAAAAAAGUAGUGCGUCGCGUUCAAAACUCAAAGAAGCAAGAGGACAAUCCCCCCAAAAUCAGGGAGGUCAUCGAUGAAACAGUGGAACAUAAGCAAGAUGACAAUUCCCUAAAAAUCAGAGAGGUAAUUGAAAAAGGGGCAGAGAGUGACUCUGAAAUCUCAAAGACCAAAGAGGACAAACCCCCAGAAAUCAGAGAGGUCGUCGACAAAGCAGUGGAACCUAAGCAAGAAGAUGAUUCCCAAAAAAUCAGGGAGGUAAUUGAAAAGGGGACAGAGAGUAACUCUGAAAUCUCAAAGACCCAAGAGGACAAACCCAGAAGAAUCAGGAGGAUCAUCAAAAAAGUAGUAGUACGUCACGUUCAAAAUUCAAAGAAACAAGAGGACAAUCCGCAACAAAUCAGGGAGGAAAAUAACAAAGUAGAAGACCUUCACCCUCAAAACAUGAACACGAAAGAGGACGAUUCCCAAAAGAUAAGGGGGGUCAUCGACAAAGCAGUAGAACGUUACUCUCAAACCUGGAAGAAGCAGGAGGACAAUUGCCAGAAACUCAGAUUUCACCUGACCAGCAAGUGCAAUGGAUUGGACAGGGCUGUAGUUACCCAGAACAGCACUCCAGUGGAUUCAGAGAUCUCUUACAAUGGUUUGAAGAAGACUCUGAAGGUGACUCCAGAGCUCUUCAGCACCUUUAUAAAGGAGCAUCCUUUCUCCAAUAAAACAUUGGACACUUGUGCCGUUGUUGGGAACGGUGGGAUCCUGAUCAACAGCAGCUGUGGAGAAACGAUUGACUCAGCUCAGUUUGUCAUCAGGUGCAACCUCGCUCCGUUGGGAAAUGGAUAUGAGAAACAUGUUGGCAUCAAGACUGACCUUGUGACGGCAAACCCGAGUAUCUUCGUAGAAAGGUACGAGGCUCUGAAUGGACGCCGCCGUCCAUUUGUGGAGGAUCUACGUAGCUAUGGAAACUCCCUGCUUCUUCUUCCUGCCUUUUCCUAUAGCUCCAAGACUAUUUUAUCUGUGCGGGCCAUUUACACCAUCGAGGACUUUGAGAGUCCCAUCCGACCAGUCUAUUUAAAUCCAGAGUAUGUUGAAAGUCUGCUCCUGUUCUGGCGCUCUCAGGGCCUGAGAGAAACGAGACUCAGCACCGGCCUCACCAUGGUCAGUCUGGCUCUGGAGCUCUGCAACAACGUUCAUCUGUACGGAUUCUGGCCCUUCAGUCACCACCCACAUGACCGCCACAACCUGACUAACCACUACUACGACGACAUAAAACCUAAAGUAUUCCACGCUAUGCCGGCUGAGUUUGACCUCCUGAUGAGGUUGCACAGUCAGGGCGUCCUCAGACUUCACCUGGGAGACUGUCCAACAGGUGGAAAGUAGUUCCCAGGGACAAACAACAGCACAACAGCAAAGUACCUUCUUUUAGCCUCAGGAUGAAACCAGUCACUCAGAUAUUUCAAAUGACUGAACUGAUUUAUUUCAGCUGAUAGGAAAGAUUGAGUUUGUCCUCCUGGUUACCUAUCAUCAGCCAAGACGUUUACACAGAAACCUAAAUUCAAUAAUUAGAAGACUAUGAGCAGCAUUGCAGUGUAUCUACAACUCUGUUUAUUACCACAAAUGUUCCAGUUGAGGGUUGUAUUUAACCUGGUGGAUCACCAUGGUAACUAGUGCUUCAGAGGUGAACUGAUUCGGAGCAGGUUAUGUAUAAAAUUUCAAAUUUAAAUUGGCUGGAAAUGUCUCCUCCUUACUGAUAAUUCUCUAUGAGUGUUACAGAUCCUCGUCUGUGAGAAUAUGUUACAUCUCUAAAUCUGUCUGUAACUAAAACCACUGAAGGAAGCCGUACAGUUACAGUAUCACACCCUGCAACCCACAGGACCCACAGAAUUCACUGCCACCAUCCCAGUGCCACAGGAUAUCCCCAGAGGUCCUGUGUCCAUGCUCCACUGGCUCAGAGGACUUUUAGCAGCAUAAAGUCUGUCUGAAGUCACCACCUGUAUCAGGGCUCUCUGACAUAAGUUUUGUAUUUUUUGCUGAGAAGAAGUCUUUGCGGGAGAGGAUGCUUGCGCUGUCUGUUGCCGCUUCUCCAGUUAAAAUGCUAAAAGUGACAGUCACAGUUCUACUCCAACAUCAUCAACAACAGUCAUGGAAACUCCAAGCAACUCUCCUCUACAAUAAACUACCUCCUUAAACCUCAGUUUCAAUCACUCACAGAAACACAGAAGAACAGUGUAACAAAUUUCUUGCGUUUUUCAAAACCAAAAUCAACACCAUCCAUUCCCUUCGCUCCAGCUCUCUUGCCCCUCCUGCCCUGCCUGCCAGCCCCCAGCCAGGGACCUCUUACCCUCUUCACUGUUUCUCUGAGGUUUCACAGCAUGAAGUGAGGACAUCAUCAAGAAAAUGAAAUCAUCCACCUGCGCACUGGACCCCUUUCCAACAUCCCUGAUAAAAUCAAAUCUCUCUGCCAUAAGUCCUCUUAUUACAAAAACAAUAAACCACUGCCUCCAGUCCGGCCAUGUUCCAUCUGAGCUUAAAACUGCUAUCAUUGAACCACUUCUCAGAAAAUCCACCCUGGACCCAGAAGCCCUGACCAGCUACAGGCCCGUUCCCAAUCUCCUGUUCCUUUCAAAGGUAAUGGAAAAAGUUGUUGCUGCCCAACUUCAGGACCAUUUACAUCAACACAAACUCUUUGAAAAAAAUUCAGUCAGGUUUCCGCUCUGAGCUCUUUUGUUAUUUUAUCUGAUUGCUCUGUUCUUAUUACAUGAUUGUUUUGUUUUUAUCUGUUUUAUAUCUUAAAUGUAGCACUUAGAGAUUUUGCCUAAAAGAAAAGUGCACUACAAAUAAAAUGUAUUAUUAUUAUUAUUAUUAUCAUAAAGGAGACCAACACAAUAUUAGGCAGGUGGUCAUAAUGUUAUGCCUGAUCAGUGUAUAUUAAGACAUGAUUAUCAGUUUCAUAUCAGCAUUCCUAUGUUGCACCAUUUGCAGUGGCAGUGAUUUAUACUGUCAUAAAUUUUUAUAUUCCUCAUUGUUCAUUAACAACCUGAUGACUGAAGUAGGCAGGAAACCUUUGGUACAUUUUGUUCAGAAGACUCACAUGACACAUUAAAGGCUGCCUUUAUGUGAAAGUGCAAAGAGUCUGAAGCAGAAAGCCUGAGUUAACAACGAAAGUUGAGAACCACCUUCUGAGCUCUGUUAUCUCUUACUGGGGUUGUAGUUUUAGUUGGUUCAACUUCCACAAAGAAAGCCCAGCUUUCUAACUUGCUUCAUAGUCCAGCACUCUGGAGUCUGGAGGGAAUUAUUUAGAUUUUACUGGGAUGCCUUUGUGAGGAUCUACGUCGUAGUGCCUUCAUUUCAAGGAAAGCUAACUUUAAGUUUUAAUGUGUCGAUCUUAAGCAGUUGCUUUAACAAGACAUAAAAAGUAAAACUCAAUUUGACAUUAGACUAUUUAAUAAAAACACCAGCACACUGAAUGUUACAACACAUUCAACACAUUCAUACACUUUAAGAAACCCUCUGGGGGGUGAAUUUUUGCUAUCUAAGUCACAUAGUUGAUUGCACAGGGGAAACUUCUGUACUGCCACAUAGUGGCAACAUGCAUGUAUUGGUACAAUGUUAGUUUGGAAACAAGUGUUUUGUAAGUUAAUGCUAAAUUAAUGCAGACUUAACUCUAUUGUAAAUACAUUGAACUGUGCACUUUGGAUGAACAUUAAAGCACGUUUUUAAACAUUU
Amphiprion ocellaris (clown anemonefish) is the source of this 4402-nucleotide messenger RNA. RefSeq names its product alpha-2,8-sialyltransferase 8F-like. Lineage: Eukaryota; Metazoa; Chordata; Actinopteri; Pomacentridae. The record is from RefSeq and is a predicted model, not a curated record. Gene Ontology annotation, molecular function: alpha-N-acetylneuraminate alpha-2,8-sialyltransferase activity. The coding region runs from base 113 to 2056 and encodes 647 amino acids. The transcript is spliced from 20 exons. Gene Ontology annotation, biological process: N-glycan processing; oligosaccharide metabolic process.